GGAAACUCCCCCAAGCUGCAAAGUUUAAACAGCCCUGGGGAACCUGCCUGUGCUGGGUGGAGUCUGAGUUAAGGUCAGAAGUAUCUUUCAGGGAACCAGGAGCUCAGGAUCAUGUCAGGGAAGCCCAGGCUUACCUACUUGAAUGGAAGGGGCCGGAUGGAGUCCAUACGAUGGCUGUUGGCAGCAGCUGGUGUGGAGUUUGAAGAAGUUUAUUUGGAAACAAAAGAGCAGUAUGACAAGUUAAUCAAAGAUGGAUUCCUGCUCUUCCAGCAAGUGCCCGUGGUUGAGAUUGAUGGGAUGAAGAUGGUGCAGACCAGAGCCAUCAUGAGCUACAUAGCAGGGAAAUACAAUCUGUAUGGGAAAGACUUGAAGGAGAGAGCCCUGAUUGACAUGUAUGUGGAGGGAAUAUCAGAUCUGAUGCAAAUGAUUUUGAUGUUUCCUUUCUCUCCACCUGAUGCAAAGGAGAAAAAUAUUGAGUCAAUUAAGGAGAGAGCAACUAACAGGUAUUUUCCAGUCUUUGAAAAGGUUUUGAAACAACAUGGCCAAGACUUCCUUGUGGGCAACAAAUUCAGCUGGGCAGAUGUUCAGCUAAUGGAAGCCAUUUUAGCAGUGGAGGAGAAAGUUCCUGACGUGCUCUCAGGAUUUCCUCAGUUGAAGGUGUUUAAAACCAAAAUGAGCAAUAUGCCUACAAUUAAGAAGUUUCUGCAGCCUGGAAGCCCAAGGAAACCCCCACCAGAUGCCCAUUAUGUAGAAACUGUGUUGAAGAUUUUUAAGAAAUGAAAGGCUUGCCACCUUUGGAGAGACCCAAAAUGCUGGGAGAGCUGGGGAAAGCAGAGCAGCAACUCCAAACCCUAAACCAAAAGAGAAGGAAGCUCAGCAAAUUAGUAUUGUUUUAGUUAAAACCAGUGCUAGAGGAAGAAAGCAACCCACACCAGAAAUAAAGCAUUCUAUUACACUGGCAAUGUGACAGCAGCUUUGUC
Pyrgilauda ruficollis (rufous-necked snowfinch) is the source of this 980-nucleotide messenger RNA. Its product is annotated as glutathione S-transferase-like. The transcript is spliced from 7 exons. NCBI's taxonomy places the organism in Eukaryota, Metazoa, Chordata, Aves, Passeriformes, Passeridae. The coding region runs from base 112 to 780 and encodes 222 amino acids. Gene Ontology annotation, molecular function: glutathione transferase activity. Gene Ontology annotation, biological process: glutathione metabolic process; xenobiotic metabolic process. The record is from RefSeq and is a predicted model, not a curated record.